CAAUGUACGCACAAUGCAGGCACAGGAAACCGUAAAAGCAUUUGGAUUUUCUGUUGCAUUUGAAAUAUUUGAUUAUUUGUUAAUUCGGAGGGUGAGAAAUGGAUGAUGAUUUUGAGUUUCCAGCAACAAACACCAACAUGGAGGAGGAAGAAAGGGAUAUGGAUAUGGAGGAGGAGACUAUGAGUCCAAUUCUCAAGGUUGGUGAAGAGAAGGAGAUCACCAACACUGGACUCAAGAAGAAACUCCUCAAGGAAGGUGAAGGCUGGGAGACUCCUGGCUCCGGUGAUGAAGUGGAAGUGCAUUAUAUUGGGACUUUGCUUGAUGGAACCCAGUUUGACUCCAGCCGUGAUCGUGGUACACCUUUCAAGUUCAAGCUGGGUCAAGGACAAGUGAUCAAGGGAUGGGAUGAAGGUAUCAAAACUAUGAAGAAGGGUGAAAACGCAAUAUUCACCAUACCUCCUCAAUUGGCUUAUGGUGAAUCUGGUUCUCCUCCAACUAUUCCUCCUAAUGCAACUCUCCAGUUUGAUGUUGAAUUGUUGUCUUGGACAAGCGUUAAGGAUAUUUGCAAAGAUGGAGGAAUCUUUAAGAAAAUACUAGUGGAGGGGGAGAAAUGGGAGAUUCCUAAAGACCUUGAUGAAGUUCUCGUUAAGUAUGAGGCUCGGUUAGAAGAUGGCACGCUGGUCUCCAGAUCUGAUGGGGUAGAAUUCACUGUUGAAGAGGGAUAUUUCUGCCCUGCCUUGGCAAAAGCAGUCAAAACAAUGAAGAAAGGGGAGAAAGUGCUAUUGACGGUAAAACCAAAAUAUGGUUUUGGGGAGACGGGCAGACCCGCUAUAGGUGAUGAAGGAGCAGUUCCUCCAAAUGCUGCCCUCCAGAUAAAUCUGGAGUUGGUCUCUUGGAAAACUGUUUCUGAUAUUACCAAAGACAAAAAGGUGCUGAAAAAGAUCCUUAAGGAGGGAGAGGGAUAUGAAAGACCCAAUGAUGGUGCAGUGGUACAAGUGAAAAUAAUUGGGAAGCUGUAUGAUGGUACUAUCUUUGUAAAGAAGGGUCAUGAUGAGGAGCAGCCAUAUGAAUUCAAAAUAGAUGAGGAACAAGUUGUUGAUGGACUUGAUAGAGCUGUUAAGGGAAUGAAGAAAGGAGAAGUUGCACUCAUUACAGUUCAACCAGAAUACGGGUUUGGUGCGUCUGAUUCACAGCAAGAACUAGCUAUUGUUCCUGCCAACUCAACUUUAUACUACGAAGUUGAGAUGGUUUCUUUUUUCAAGGAGAAAGAAUCUUGGGACAUGAACACUCAGGAGAAGAUUGAAGCCACUGGGAAGAAGAAGGAAGAGGGAAAUGCAUUGUUCAAGGCUGGUAAAUAUGAUAGAGCUUCCAAGAGAUAUGACAAGGCUGUGAAAUUCAUCGAGUAUGACUCUUCUUUCACCGAUGAGGAGAAGCAGAAGACCAAGGUGCUGAAAAUUACCUGCAACCUGAACAAUGCUGCUUGCAAGCUCAAACUUAAAGAGUAUAAGCAGGCAGAGAAGUUGUGCACUAAGGUGUUAGAAAUUGACAGUAGGAAUGUUAAAGCUCUGUAUAGGAGAGCCCAAGCAUAUAUUCAACUUGCUGAUUUGGAUUUGGCUGAAUUGGAUAUUAAAAAAGCACUCGAGAUUGACCCUAACAAUAGGGAUGUGAAACUGGAGUACAAGCUAUUGAAGGAGAAAGUGAGGGAGUACAAUAAGAAGGAUGCACAAUUUUAUGCCAACAUAUUUGCGAAGAUGAUAAAGUUAGAUCAAUCAAAAUCAGCGAGAGUUGCAGCGAAGCCAGAGGCAGCAUCAAUGGCCAUUGAUAGCAAAGCAUGAUACUUCCUAAACUCUAAACAUCAGUUUGUGGUUGUCAUGUUAAA
Molecule: messenger RNA, 1879 nt
Organism: Pistacia vera
Lineage: Eukaryota; Viridiplantae; Streptophyta; Magnoliopsida; Sapindales; Anacardiaceae
Product: peptidyl-prolyl cis-trans isomerase FKBP62-like
Exons: 12
Coding region: 99-1835 (578 amino acids)
Molecular function (GO): peptidyl-prolyl cis-trans isomerase activity; protein binding
Source: RefSeq, a predicted model, not a curated record